UCGACUCCUUUCCCUGACUCGUGUUUGUAUGAAUGACUCAGUGAAUUCAAGUCGGUAGUUAAGGGACUCGAGUCACUCGUCGUCACCAAGCCGCUCGGAAUUGUGCGCAUGUACGGUUCACGAAGUGUCCCGCCAUCAGUUAAAUGGUCAGACAUGAAUCCAGACAUACAAGCAGAGCGACAAAAGGCCACAUUUGACGUGGAGAAACUCACCCACAUUUUGAACGGAGGCCCAGAAAAGACCAGAAGAAGACGAGAAAUCGAGUCCUUGGUCAUAAACGACCCAGACUUUAAAGAGGAGGACCCAAACUUUCUCUCCCGUAGCGAGCGCUAUGACCAAGCUGUUAGAAAAAGUGCCCAAAUGAUCCUGAAGAUGAGAGAGUUUGGCAUCGCAGACCCAGAGGAGAUCUACUUUUACAAAAGCAUGUUUCGGGGCAACUUUCACGAGGCAAUGGGACUACACUUUGUCAUGUUCCUCCCAACCCUGUAUGGCCUUUGUGACCCCGAGCAGUCCAAGAAAUGGUUACCAAUAGCGCAGUCCUACCAGGCCAUUGGCACGUACGCUCAAACUGAGCUGGGUCACGGCACACACCUGCGAGGACUGGAGACCACCGCCACGUUUGACCCGGUAACACAGGAGUUCAUCCUGAACAGUCCCACUGUCAGCUCCAUCAAAUGGUGGCCUGGAGGCCUUGGCAAGACGUCAAACCACGCUGUUGUUCUUGCCCAGCUUUACACUCGGGGAGAUUGCCACGGUCUGCACGCUUUCAUUGUACCUCUCCGUGACAUGGACACACACAUUCCCCUGCCUGGUAUUGUUGUUGGCGAUAUCGGACCCAAAUUUGGUUUUAAUGAGGUCGACAACGGCUUCUUAAAACUUGACCACGUACGGAUACCACGAGACAACAUGCUCAUGAAAUAUGCCAAGGUGGACCCGGACGGAACCUACGUCAAGCCUCCCAGUGCCAAGCUGACUUACGGCACCAUGGUUUUCAUCCGCUCCAUGAUUGUAGGCGAGUCUGCUCGCGUCCUCGCCAAGUCCAGCACCAUCGCCAUCCGCUACAGCGCCGUGCGCCACCAGUCGGAGAUCCGUCCCGGAGAGCCAGAGCCCCAGAUCCUGGAGUAUCAGACGCAGCAAUACAAACUGUUCCCCGUGCUCGCCAUGGCGUAUGCCUUCACUUUUGUCGGCCAGUACAUGAAUGACACUUACCACCGCAUCACCGCAGAUAUCCACCAGGGGGACUUCAGUCAGCUUCCAGAGCUCCACGCCCUGUCUGCGGGCCUGAAGGCUUUCACCACGUGGGCGGCCAACUCUGCCAUCGAGGUGUGCCGCAUGUCGUGUGGCGGUCACGGCUACUCCCGCAGUAGCGCCUUGCCGGACAUUUACGUGGAGUUCACCCCGACCUGCACUUACGAAGGAGAGAACACGGUCAUGAUGCUGCAGACGGCCAGAUACCUCAUGAAGAGCUACCGGCAGGCGAGAACAGGUCAGCGGCUCCAUGGCAUGGUAUCAUACCUCAAUGAGUCCCAGCUUCCGAGUGUCCAGUCCCAGCUGGUCUCAGCAAGAUCCACCGGUCUGGACAUCGAGGACCUGUCCGGCUUGGCGGAGCUCUACAAACUACGAGCUGCCACUCUGGUGGAGCUGGCAGCCAAGAGCAUCCAGAAGGAGCUGCAGCAAAGGAGGAGCCAAGAGGACGCCUGGAACAAUAGUGCUAUCGACCUGGUCAGAGCCUCCCAUGCCCACUGCCACUAUGUGGUGGUCAAGCUGUUCACUGACAAGCUGGGGGAGAUUGCCGCUGGCCCCAUCCACUCGGUGCUGACCACGCUCGCUCGGCUCUAUGCUCUUCACGGCAUCAUGGACAACUCUGGAGACUUCCUGCUGGCGGAGCUGUUGAGCGGCUCCCAGGUGCUGCAGAUUUCCUCUCGUCUCAAGGAGCUGCUCUCCGAGCUGAGACCCAACGCCGUGGCGCUGGUAGAUGCCUUUGAUUUCCACGACCAGAUGCUGAAGUCAGUGUUGGGCCGCUACGAUGGCAACGUCUACGAGCACAUGUUUGAGUGGGCCCGCCGCUCACCCCUCAACGCCACAGAGGUGCACGAGUCCUUUGAGAAGUAUCUGAAACCCUUGAGGUCCAAACUGUGAGAAGAAGACCCCACUUUUACACAAAGUCUACUAAUUCUUUAUCGGCAACUCCCUGAAUGACGAGGCAAGGAAAGGCUUUCCAUUGUGUGUAAAUAUCAUCUUUUUAACAAUACUUCAUGGACUCUACAAUUGAAUGAUGUCAGAUUUCAUUAUUUCUUGUGCUGGCCCGAUGGGCGACCAUUUUUUCCCCUCAGCGCUGCUAUUCAGAGCCAAACAUGAGUUUGAAUGUCCCAGAACAAUCGUGGUUGUUUUGCACGUUCGUUUGACUUCAACUUCUGUAAGUUUUGCUCUGCAUUGGCAAUCAAUGUUUGCAAACCACAGUAGGAAGGGGAGUCACAUGGCCUCAUUCAUCGCUGUUUACCUGACACAUGAAACCUGACACAUGGGGGGGGGGUGAACUGAGUUUUAAAUAUCUUCAAAUGUGUGGUUGUUGUUGUUUUUUUGGGCAAUUCCAGUUUUGACCACAGCGUCAGUUGCUAUGUUGAGUGGUGCCUUUCAUCACUUUCUAGCAGACUGCAUUGUAAAAUGAUCAACUUUCCUCUCACGCCAGAUCCACCCAAAUGAAUCCCUGUGGAGCAGCUGUACCACAGAAGCUUAGUGGGGUGGUCUGUCUUUCUGCCUUUCACAUAAAAGUGUGUAUACUUUACUCGCCUUGUGGGGACCUUGAAUCCUUAGGGACAGUACGCACUUAAAGACAUCUUUGAAGACUCGCUAAAGGUCCAACAUGCUCUUGAUUCUGCAUUUAAUGAACAUAUAAGAAUAGACUUCCUGGUUAGGGCAUCAAAUCCUAUGUACAAUGUUUCCUUGUCCCUGCCAUGUCCACAUCUUUCAAACAUCAGUGCUCCACCAAUAUAUAAGUCAAAUAUUUGGAUGGGAGCUGAAGUUUCUUCUAAAUCACUACAAUGGCAUCUUAAAGCUUUUUGGGGAUUACAAACUUUAUGUGCCUGAAAAAUUUGCCUUAAUAUUGUGAAUAAUUUGUCUGUAUUGUAUGCCGUCACGGCACUUGAAUCAUUAGGUGUCUAUUAACCAUAGUUGGUUGAAUAUUUGCUAGUUUUUACUAAUGAGGAUGAAUAAUUUGACACGUUGUCAAAAUAAAUCUAAGCAUCACAAA
Nerophis ophidion (straightnose pipefish) is the source of this 3250-nucleotide messenger RNA. RefSeq names its product acyl-CoA oxidase 1, palmitoyl (gene acox1). Gene Ontology annotation, biological process: fatty acid beta-oxidation using acyl-CoA oxidase; very long-chain fatty acid metabolic process; lipid homeostasis. Gene Ontology annotation, cellular component: peroxisome. Lineage: Eukaryota; Metazoa; Chordata; Actinopteri; Syngnathiformes; Syngnathidae. Gene Ontology annotation, molecular function: FAD binding; fatty acid binding. Bases 109 to 2139 code for a protein of 676 amino acids. The record is from RefSeq and is a predicted model, not a curated record. The transcript has 15 exons.